Molecule: messenger RNA, 569 nt
Organism: Lymnaea stagnalis (great pond snail)
Lineage: Eukaryota; Metazoa; Mollusca; Gastropoda; Lymnaeidae
Source: the annotation of a GenBank genome assembly
GGUCCUAACAAAAUAAUGGUGAAUGACUUCGUGCGGAUGUUGUGGGAGCACAAGGUUGACAAGGUUGUCAUGCUCACUAAUCUGAUUGAAGAAAACAAGGUCUGCUUACCCGUUGUUACAUUUUCUUUAAUUUUGUUGCAUGUUGUAAGAAUGAUAUUUCUUUUUAUGUUCAUGUGCAUGUCAUAUAGAAAUGUGUGUCGAAAUUUGAAGUUCGUAUGUUGAUUCAUUGUUACCUAUUUUUGUUACUAAAAGUUAGUUCGAAAUACUGGAAAAUCAAAAGGAAGUAUCGUAAGGGUCAUAUUGAAAUGCAUCUUUGAAUUCAAAUAAAAUGAAACAUAAUUUAUUGUAAUUGAUUAAUCAUUCAACGAUCAUCUCUAAUUAAUCCUCAUAAUACUUAGCGUGUUUUUUAGUAUCUUUCUUUUUACAAUGUUUGAUAAUCUACCGUUGUUUUCAAGAUUAAAUGUGAGAGGUACUGGCCUGUAGACGGUAAAGCUAAAUUUGGAAAUAUUACAGUAAUCUUGUCAACAACAGAAGUGUUUGCUCACUACACUAUUCGACGGCUGGAGUUA